Nerophis lumbriciformis (worm pipefish) is the source of this 1212-nucleotide messenger RNA. The record is from RefSeq and is a predicted model, not a curated record. NCBI's taxonomy places the organism in Eukaryota, Metazoa, Chordata, Actinopteri, Syngnathiformes, Syngnathidae.
AUGGCGGAUACAGGGGUCCAGAAGAAGCACCAAGCUCUGGCAGAGGUGUCCUGCGAUGACGACGACAUCGCCUUGGUGGGCGCUGCCGCGGAGCCGGCGAUCGAUGGCGGACACCCUGCCGAGGAGCUCAAAAGCGAAGCACAGAUGAACGGCGUCAUGGUCCUGGCCCUGCUGGACAAGAUAAUUGGUGUGGUGGACCAGAUUCAGCAGACUCAGACCGGGCUGGAGGAACGUCAGGAGGCUAUGGAAAAGUCGGUCUCCACCAUCCAAGGGGAGCUGUCCAAACUGUCCAAGACCCACCUGGGGACAUCCACCACCACCACCAAGAUGUUAGACAAGGUUCGCAGGGUCAGCGUGAACGUCAAGAUGGUGCGCAAUAACCUCGAGAAGCAGGCGGGCCAGAUCAAGAAGCUGGAAAGCAACGAGUGUGAGCUACUCAAGAGGCGCAACUUCAAAGUCCUCAUCUUCCAGGACCAAAUGAAGGCCGCUGUGACUGCAAAGCCGGCAGAGACGGUGGCCGAGGACGGCAAGGUGGAGGGACUCCAGCAGAUACCAGAGGAGGAUGGCGAGGACCAGCCGGCCAACCUCAACUCUGACCAGGAGGUGGAAAUCGAGGAGAUCGUUGAGGAGUCCCGAACCAAACGCCUGCAGCGCUCCACCAAGAGGCAAGUGAACAGCAUCAAAAAGGCUUUCUCCAAGGAGGAGAUGGAGAAGACCAAGCUGAAGACCAAGGAGAACCUGGAGAAGACCAAGCAGAGGACCCGCGAGAACUUGGAGAAGACUCGGCAGAAAACCCGCGACAACCUGGAGAAAACCAAGCACAGCCUGGAGAAGAAGAUGAACAAACUAGGUUCACGUAUGACCCCCAACAUGGAACGCCGGGUUAAGAUGAAAACCUCCAAAGAGAAGGUAAAGAAGUCCCUCACACCUGACCACGCCCUCUACGCCCGAUCCAAGACCAGCGUCUACCGCGUGCCCCCCUUCACCUUCUACGUCAAGAAGAUCCGCGAGGGCAUGGAAGAAGAGCACCCCGCCGAGAUGACGGAGGUGGCCGACCUGCCCGAAGGCGAGGAGAACGGGUUGGGCGUGCACGUGGAUAUGGAGGAGGGCGAGCUGGUAAACAUAGACAGCCCAGAGAUGGAGGCCAUGCUGAGGGAUCCUCAGCUUGUCAGUGUGAAGGCGGACCACCGAGAGAAGACCCAGCAUGACUAG